UGAGCCUGCUGCCCCUGCCCAAGCUCAGAGGACCAGGAGGAUGGGCCUCCUUGCUGCUCUCCCAGAUGUGGGUCACAGCCUAGGAUGCGCCCCCACAGUGCCUGACACCCACAAGUGGGUGGAGCUGGUGCUGCAGUGGUGGGAGGAGCCCUUGGCCAUGCUGUGCCCGGGGCAGCGCUGGUAACAGGGCAGGAGGACCCAGCAAGCUGGGGGUGUCGUGCAAGUCUCCUCACCCGCGCACCCACCACGUCAUGGGUGGAGGCAGUACCGACUCGCCCCACCAAGUGCCAUCUGGGCCACAGCAGGUGGGGGUGGCUGCCGUGGCGGGGAGAUGAGGUGAGGCGCACAGGAAGUGAAGUGGGGAGCUGGGCUGCAGGCAACAAAGGCACUGUGCCUCAAGGUGCCCAAGCUGCCCGCCACCACAGACAGUGGAGCUGCACUACACCCCGGUCUCGGUGAGUGCCACUCUGGCCUCCAGACGGCGGAGGAGCCACACCACGUCCUGGCCUCGGUGAGUGCCCAUUCGCCUCCAGCCUGGCCAGGGCCCCAAACUCCUUAGUGCCUUCCUAGGACAGCUGAGGGCUGGAGUCUGGGAGGACUGGGCCCUCUGGUGAGGAAAGCCCACUUGCUGGGCCUGGGCAGACUGGCCCCCACCUCCAGAGACUCCCCACCCCAUAUCUCUGUGUGACCGGACACCUGCUCCCCCCUGCCCCCAAGCAGCUCUGCCAAGACUCCAGGAAGUGGACAUCCAAUGGCAGGGGCAGUGGGAGGGGAAGGGUGGUGAGCCAGGGGGAGAGGGGGAGUCCAUGUUCAGAGCAGCCCCUCCAGCCUGCUUGACCCCCCAGCUUCCCAGUCCCUGAGGGGGCCAGUCUUUAGUGGAUGGCCAAGGGGCACCACCUGGACAGGAGCCAUUCCUGGGCAGGACAUGGCUGUAGGUGAGUCUGUGGCCUGUGGCUUGCCUUCCUGGGGUGUGACCUGGGUCUCAGGUUCCACCUCUAACCACAGGAGGUCCUUGGUCAGGUCCCAGCUGCCCUGCCCCUUCUCACUGGCCCCAUGCUCAGCCAUCACUUGGGUCAUCCUUGCCAACUCAGGUCCUUGUGGGGGCCAGUCAGAACACACCUCACACCAGCAUCCCCCAGGCAGAGGUGGGAAGGUGGGCACCAAGGCUGUGUCCCCUCGGCCUCCGUAGGAGGGAGGGGCUACCGAGAUUGGGGUUUCCUGUGUGCUGAGUCACAGCGCACGGCGGGGAGGGGACCUCCUGGCAGCAUGAGACACAGAAGUGGGGCUAUCAGGUGGGUUCCCAGUCCCUCAGCCUCCAGCACCAGUCUUCAGCUUGCAGGCUCGUCCACAUCUUCAUAGGAUGAGGCAACAGGGGUCCUCGGUCCCUCCUGCUCUCUGGGUCCUAGGGUGCCUCAUGCUACUGCUCUGGCUGUGGGUAUUGUGCACAGCCUGCAACAGGAAGCAGGCACGGAGACAGCUGUCCAGGUUGCAGGGCAGUGCGAUGCCAGCAGAAGUGUCACUGCUAAGACGACCCUACCACUGCUCCCUCAGCAAGUCUGACACCAGGCUGCAUGAACUGCACUGCAGCCAGCCCUGUAGCAGAGCCCCACGGCCUGCCAGCAUGGAUCUCCUACGUCCACAGUACCUGGAGGCAUCCAGAGGCAUGACCAGGCCCCCAGCACCCUUCUCACACCAGGAGCUGCCCCUGGCUGCGCCCUCCACUGGCCUGGAGUCCACCUAUUCCAAUGUGGGGCUGGCAACAAUCCCCAGGGCCAGGCUGGCAGUUAGCUCUGGGGUGUGGGCAGGGGCACGGCUGACCAGCAGCUAUGCCAGGCCUGGGCCUGAGGCCAGACCUGUGGUAGCUGAGUAUGCUUGUGUCCAGAAGCUCAGGGGAACAGAUCGAGGCCCCCAAGGCCUGGGGCAGGGGAAGGUCGAGGCAACCCCACCCACUCAGGUGGACAUCCUGUAUUCCAGGGUCAACAAACCUAAAAGGAGGGACCUAGGACCUGCCACAGACCAGCCAGACCCCAAAGGUGGGGGAGCAAUUUUGGCUCUAGGGAGUGACCCGGCCUAUGAGGUCCUCCCUCUUGGGGGCCUGGGUAUGGACAAGAGCCUCCUGGAAAAUGUGUAUGAGAGCAUCCAGGAGAUGGGAGCAACUCUGGAGCCCCCCAGCUCCAGUUCCUAUCAGGAAAGGACGUGUUCAGGGCACAGAGACACUUCGCUUCCUGUCUAAGCCUGGAGAGGGGUCUUUAUUGCCUCCCUGCUCUGAACACCCAAUUACAGAUGAUCCUUCCUCCAGA
Molecule: messenger RNA, 2300 nt
Organism: Odocoileus virginianus texanus
Lineage: Eukaryota; Metazoa; Chordata; Mammalia; Artiodactyla; Cervidae
Source: RefSeq, a predicted model, not a curated record